Messenger RNA from Xenopus laevis (African clawed frog), 1244 nucleotides. RefSeq names its product protein KIBRA-like. The transcript is spliced from 2 exons. Bases 792 to 1037 code for a protein of 81 amino acids. The record is from RefSeq and is a predicted model, not a curated record. NCBI's taxonomy places the organism in Eukaryota, Metazoa, Chordata, Amphibia, Anura, Pipidae.
GCUGCUGAGAAAUGUAUAAGCUAACGGACCAAACAUUGAAUUCUUCAGAGCCUGGUGGUCAGCAUUCCUCAUACAAAGCAAAUAUGAGACCCCCAUUAGUUACUUCUAAAAUAAGUUUCUUUAUUCUUUAAGUAUGCAAGGGAAGUACUGGUGACAAAUCAGACACAGUUCCAGUGAGAAAUGUGGAAUUGUCUGGAGAGAGUGGAGAAAACUUACGGAAGAAUAUUAGGAAAGUAAGACUAAAAUAGCAGCUGAAAUAACAGCCACAGCGGCCUGUGUAAAUAUUUGCACAGUAAGAUAACGAAUGAAAGACGUUGCAGGAAUUGAAGAUGAGUCCCACACAAAAUAAGUGGGGGGGAAAAUACUUUUUUAUUUAUUAAGGGAUACGUGAGCGCGAAUUUUGAAUGAAAAAAGGCUUUUGACUAUAAUUUUCUUUGGCUGAACAUGUGGAGCAGGAGCACUGUCAGUGUCUUUUAUUUCAGAUGAUGCUGUAGGCAUACAGGACACAGUGAUCAAGACAGACUGAAGAUCUACUGGUUAUAGUUGGUAGAUGGCACACACACACAUAUAUAUAUAUAUAUAAUUAUAUAUAUACAGAUACAUAAAAGACAAGGUUUAAAACGACACAUUCAUCAGGUUUAACAGUCUGUCAAAGUGAAACUGCCUAAUAUUUUAGCUGAUCCAGAGGAAGGCAAAAUUUCCUAUCUAAUGCACUCGGGGUGGGGCUCAGUGUAACUUCUAUAGGGAAAUCAGAUCAGUCCCCUUUUUAUAAAGCUAAGCACAUUAUCCACAUGUACUCCAAGGCCAGUCUCCAUCGGGGAUUCACCAAGCGCCUGGGUGAGAAUGAGCUACCUCAGCGGGUGAAGGAUGAUGACACAUUCAAGCUUCUGCUUAGACAAGUGGAGAAACAGGUACAGAAGAUCGAGCAGAAAUACGAGAUGCAAGCAGAUAAGAUGAUGAGAGCAGCAGCAAAGGAUGUGCACAGGUUACGAGGGCAGAGCAGCAAGGAGCCUUUGGAGGUGCAGUCAUUCAGGUGAGUCUAAUGAAAUACACCUAUGGGAUUUGUAUUAUGUAAAGUGCUGUAUUACUAUAUGCCUCAGGGUGUUAUGCCAGGAGAACCCAGAAUGUACACAAGGGAUAUAAGAGGAAUUAAAAUAGGCUUUCACUGAAGUUUGGCCCUGCUUAUUGUAUAGUUCUUUACACCUCUAUGCCAUGUGCGACUAUAAAAAUACAUUUUAAAAAAU